UGCAGGAAGGAAGAAAAAAAUCACACCUUGGGAUGCCUGCAGCCGUUAGAUCCGACGGCACUUGGGGGGGAGGAGAGGUUCCAUAGUGGUCUGGACCGGGGGAAUAGAUGGAGACGGGGGAUUUCUUGGGAAGCGGGAAGCGGGGGAUGACGGCGACAUGGGAUAACGGGAGAUUUUUUGGCGAUGAAUAGAAGUGUGUGUAAGCGUGGGUUUUGGGAGAAGGGAUUUGUAGAGGCUUAUAUAUAUGUUGCUCUUUUGUAUGGGUUAUUGGGGGAGGAAAAGAGAAGAUCAAUGCCUAUCAAUUCAUGCGAAGAGGCGGAGGUGAGCCACUUAUACCGAGAGAACUGGGGGCAAUGGAUGUCAGCCGUGGUUGAAUUUGUUUGCUACACAUUAAUGCCUUGCUGCUUGCCAGGGCACUAAGCAGUCUAUCCGGGUGCCUAUUAUUACUACCUUGGG
Messenger RNA from Trichoderma harzianum CBS 226.95, 456 nucleotides. RefSeq lists its product as hypothetical. Bases 184 to 420 code for a protein of 78 amino acids. NCBI's taxonomy places the organism in Eukaryota, Fungi, Ascomycota, Sordariomycetes, Hypocreales, Hypocreaceae. The transcript has a single exon. The record is from RefSeq and is a predicted model, not a curated record.